Messenger RNA from Microthlaspi erraticum, 1527 nucleotides. The record is from the annotation of a GenBank genome assembly. NCBI's taxonomy places the organism in Eukaryota, Viridiplantae, Streptophyta, Magnoliopsida, Brassicales, Brassicaceae.
AUGGAUCUGAUCAAAUCUGAGACCUCUACCGGUAGCUUAGAUGCCGGCGAUGGAUGGAAGACAGUGGUACACCGAAAGCAACGUCAGAAGAAAAAUUUGGCGAAGCUGGCGGCGGAAGGCGGCCUUGGGGACUAUAUUGUUCCGAUUGAAACCCUAGAUAAGGGCGAUGGGGUCUUCGGUGCACCUGUGGCUGCUUCCGGUGUGGAAGAUGAGUUGGAUGGUGCGGGAGCGGCGAUUAAUGAGAAUAUUGUUCCGAUCGAAACCGUAGCUAAGGGCGAUGCCGUCUUCGGUGCAUCGAUGGUUGAUUCCGGUGUGGAAGAUGAGUCGGACGGUGAGGAAGCGGCGAGGGAUGAGAAUCUGAAGGCGGAGGAAACUCAAGAGCCGCGAGUGACUUUGCUCGCAGCUGCGGCAAAGAUCGAUCCUUCAGAGCUUGCGAGAUUUCUCGGCAAAAUGUUGGAUGCUGCGUGGUAUCUUCCGACGUUACAGAUACUUAGAUUUUACCUUUUCAUCAAUGAAGAUCUUUCCAAAGUAUCAUUUCCAUGGGAACAAGUGUUCAAGGAGCCUACUUUCUCCACGCUGGUCGAUGUUCCAAUAUCUCACAUUCCUAAACGUGUCUACGAGGUAUCAGUCGAGUGGAUCAAAACACAGCCAAGUGAGACACUCGCUGAGUCUGCAGUGUGGGCGAGUGAUAUUAUUCUCACUGAUUGGGCAAAACAAUAUCCUAAUUCUAGAUUAACACCGGUGGGAGCAUUUGUUGCAUUAGCGAUGGUGUUGCGUGGUAAACCUGAUGCUUUGGCUUUCGUGGUGCCGAAGCUGACGAAGGACCCUAAUUAUCAAGAACAGGACAGGAUUCUGCUUAUACUUUGGAUGACGGCUCAGGCCGCCCAAGUUGAUUUAUAUGCUGGCUUGUAUUCUUGGGCGCAUUACUUGGUACCAGUAGCCGGUGAUAAGAGCGGCUGCAGGCGUGAGUUAGUGGAUCUCAUCCUGCAAUUGGUUGAGAACAUUGUGUCGAAUCCAAAGGCUCUAACCACACUUGUGAGUGGAGCUGUUAGGAAGGGACAGCGGCUGAUUCCACUUGCUUCAUUUGAGAUCUUGAUGCGGCUUACAUUCCCUGAUCCAUCCGCAAGAACAAAGGUAUGUGGUGGUAUUGGAAUCUAUAAAACAAAAGACUUGAUGCGUAUGUGGAUUCUGAUCACAAGCAUGGUCUCUGUAUGCGCACAUCUAUAUGCUAGUGUUGAUCUUCUUGAGAAGCUUGCAGACGAAUGGAAGGAUCAUUCCAUCAAAGUAUCAUCAUCACCGAGGGAUGCUCUCACUGUCAGUCACACUCUGCAGAUUUUCAGGCAAAAGAACCAAAUAGCCGCCAUCACUCAAGGAAGAGCCAAUUGUCCUCUACACAAUAUAGCUGACAAGUACUGCAAACAGAUCUUAGGGAGUCGCCGUGAAUAUUUAGUUGAUGUAGGCGGUGCUACUUAUCUUCUAGGCUGUGCUGUAGCCGCUGCUACUGCACUUGUUCGAUUCCUUUUCUAG